Messenger RNA from Homarus americanus (American lobster), 2079 nucleotides. RefSeq lists its product as uncharacterized. The coding region runs from base 503 to 1690 and encodes 395 amino acids. The transcript has 5 exons. Lineage: Eukaryota; Metazoa; Arthropoda; Malacostraca; Decapoda; Nephropidae. The record is from RefSeq and is a predicted model, not a curated record.
CAUAUACAUUGGACGUCAUAUUCUAAUUGAAGACUGAUCAGUGUGGGCUAGCAAAUAGCAAGUGAGGACGGAAAGUGUAUAUCACUAUCAGUUGGGUAAGAUAAUAAUGCAGAAUAACGCCUCGACAAUAACGAAGGGGUUUCCUCAGCUGAGUAUAAUCGUCUAGCGCUAAACAGACUAACAUACUAAAGUUACAAUAGGAUGAGAGGGAUGAAUUCAUGUUUUUAAGUAAGGUGUUCCUUUGCAAAAGUGGGCAUUUAUGAGCAAAUGGACUUUGGAUAUGUUUGAAUCUAUAUUUUGCAGAAGCAGCGAAGUUAUGUUUAACCCCUUGACUACGAAAUGGAACUUCUUCAGCUGAAUAAAAUCGUCUUGUGGGAUAUCGGCUGUUAGAUAACGAAAAAGACUCCGUGUCCAGGGUGCUUCCUAACACUACAUUAAACUCCUAACAGUAGCUGGCAGCUGGUGUUCUUGCCCUCAGGGUCCUGGUAAGAGUAUCGUGUCAAUGUCCCCAGGAAAGUGGUGGUGUGUGGCGGCGGUGGUGUGGAUAAUGUGGAUGAUGAUGUACCACCGCCUGGCCUUCACCACCACCUGGAGGCCCUGGCACCACCUGGCCUCCAACAUCACCUGGACACUUCAGCACCACCUCCCACCCAAGCAAACCUUCACACGCAGUAACACGUCUCACGCAACGUUUACCAAAGAGUGUUACACUUACUCAGGAGUCACAGCUCGUAACACCUGCUGUAAAUUGCACGACUACAGGGACGGUCUAGACCUUCUGAACUGUAUUAAAAGUUCUUAUGUUGAUCACGUCCUGCAUCAGAGACAGAAUAUGUCCGAGGUCGCAGAGUUGUCCUGGUUCAGCAUGAUCUCUCAGGCCAAGGAGCGAGUCAACGCGGACUCAGUCCACCACAGCACCGAAGGUGUUCACUGGGCCUUGGUGGGCGACUCUCACGUCCGAUACAUCACAGAUGUUAUCAUACGUCGCCUGGCCACCACUGGUCUACAGUAUACUGAACGCAGUUUCGAGGGUGUAUGGCACGAGGUGUACAAGCUCCUCAACUUGAUGCGCAUGAGCGUAUAUACUGAGGAUUUAGAAGUUCGUCAUAUGGUGGUUCCCUUUUACCUGACCUGGUACCGGGACACCUUCCUGCAGCGACUGCCGGAGCUGAUAAGACAAUGGGAGGCAGGGGAACAGCUCAAGCCAACACUUCUCAUUCUUGAUUGUGGUCUUCAUUGGAUGGUAAGAAGUCAUAAGAUUUCAAUGGAGUUGGGAGAGGAGGCAGCGGCGGUGCCUUAUAAGGAGCAACUGAGGUCUCUGGCGCCCCAGCUCACCCGUCUGGCCGCCACCACCACCAUCAUCUUCAAGCUGCUGGAUGACAUACCAGCUGUCCAUGGCUCACACUCCGACAAAAACUGGCUUACCCUCAAGAACCUACAACUAUACAACUCCAUAGUGAGAGAGUCGUUGGAGGGGACAGGGGUGAUCCUGUGGGACAGUACACUCCCUCUCUCCCAGGCCUACACGAGCGAGUGUGUUCUGAGGCCCAAGUCGUUGUUUCCAUCUUACUCGUGGAAGUGUUUUGACGAGAAUCAUGUGGGAUACAUCGUGGUGGAGCAGUACGCUGAUAUGAUCCUUAAUGAUGUUUGUAACAAGUACAUGAACCUUAAACCUGAGUACUGUCCAUAGUGAGCUUAUUACUAUCACACUAAGAUAUAUACAGGGGUAUAUUGUUCCUGUGGCUGAGUAACUCGUCACCAAACAUACAUGUUGUACAUUUUGGCAACUGUGGAAGAUCUUCAAGUAGAACACGAGCACACUUACCCAGGAACACCGUGGGUCUCUAUCACAACAGCAGACCGGAGGGUUAUACGUACUUACUGGAGUUGUGAAUGACGCCUUAUAAUAAUUGUGUGGGGGAUGGUGGGAGGAGCCUCGCACUGUGUGGGGGAUGGUGGGAGGAGCCUCACGUUGUAUGUGGGGAUGGUGGAAGGAGCCUCACGCUGUGUGGGGGAUGGCGGGAGAAGCCUCACACUGAGUGGGGGAUGGUGAGAGGAGCCUCACACUGUGUGGGGAUG